AUGCAGCUGCCCCGCGCUGCAGACAUCUCCGUCUGCUUCUCCUGUGCCAAGGGCUGGGAUGGCUACCCGUUGACUCAGCCACUAAAGGGAGGCAUCGGCUUUCGUUGCUUCUGCUGUGAUAAGCACUGCUAUGGCGUGCGCUAUCAGCUUGCAGAGGACGGCCGCAUGGCUACAACGUGGGUUCCGGAAGAGGUCAGACCCGAAGACACAUCCGGCAUCCCGUGUUUGGGGGCAUGGUUGGCUGUGCUGCAGCUGGAUAGCUUCCUCGACAAGGCUGGGAAGUGCGUAGCGAAAUGCCGAGGGAUCACUAAGGCUCCCUAA
Molecule: messenger RNA, 321 nt
Organism: Symbiodinium necroappetens
Lineage: Eukaryota; Dinophyceae; Suessiales; Symbiodiniaceae
Source: the annotation of a GenBank genome assembly